Molecule: messenger RNA, 1920 nt
Organism: Lachancea dasiensis
Lineage: Eukaryota; Fungi; Ascomycota; Saccharomycetes; Saccharomycetales; Saccharomycetaceae
Source: the annotation of a GenBank genome assembly
AUGUAUCCUGAAUACCCGCUCCCGCCGACCAGCAUAAAGCUGUCGGAAAAUCCCAUAGACGACUACCAGCGCACGUGGCUGGCGGCCGGCGACGUCCGAAGUGACACACACGGUUGGCAGGGGCAACCGUCGCUGCUGCGGGUAACGCGCACGCGCUACCGCACGUGCGCGGUGCAGGGCUUCCACGACGUGCUGGCGGGCGGCGGGGCGGCAGCGAAGCGCGUGGGGCUCGAGUGCUCGGAGUACCAGUUUCCCGACGUGCUGGACAUGGGCUCUGCGAAUGGCCACGCCCAACAGCAGCCCCAGCAGCAGCAGCAGCCGCGCGCGCCAGCUCAGGUGUUUCUCGCUCCACACACCCACGAGCUCAACUCGCUGACCAAAAACCAGCAGUUCCGGCUUCGCAAGAUCCAGUACUCGGACCAGCGCGUGUCGCGGGCCAUCAACCCCAACAACUGCGUGUUGUGGGACCACCAGACCGGCUACGUCUUCUUCACGGGCAUCUGGCGGCUGUACCAGGAUGUGAUGCAAGCGCUGGUGUCGCUGGACCGGCCUGACACGACCGCCGGCUCUGUCGAUCGCAAGGCGCACUGCCAGCUGGAGCUGGACUACGUUCUGUCAAAGUGCUUCUACGAGUGCGCUCAGCCCGUGGAGUCCCCCUUGCAUUUUUCUCGCCGCAAGUCCUCGGCCAAGCGCGGCGUCCAUAGACACGCCAGCGUCCCUAACGUCUCCACGUCAGCCGCCUCGUCUUCGCAAUCCCGCACCCACCACGCUGCGGCCACGUCCACCGCCUCCGGCGCGCCUUCUUCCUCGCUCCACUACGCCGACAUCCACUGGCACAAUCUGGACCCGCAGCUGAAACAGUCGCUGUGCCGGGUGUACCGCGAGACCUACCACCUGGACCGCGACGUCGAGUUCCAAGACCUCAUGAAACGCAUCCGUGGUGGGUACAUCAAAAUCCAAGGCACCUGGCUUCCGUUUGAACUCGCAAGAGCCCUGUGUGUACGUUUCUGCUACCCCAUCCGCUACCUUUUGGUACCCAUUUUCGGACCCAGCUUCCCAGACGAUUGCGUGGCCUGGUACGAGCAUUAUAUCGGACUCUAUCCACCCAAGACUGUUUCCGAAAGAGCCACUGCCGCCCAGCACCCCAUAUACUCCCUUCCUUCUGUACACCACCGCAGCCGCCCUCCUAAAUUGGAUUUGUCUGUUUCGCGACCUGUCAAGCGUCCCAAAGUUGACGUAGAGCUGCUUGAUGCAUCCCAAAACCUGCUGCGGCUAUCACGAGACAACAUUUCCCCUCCGGAUCUGCCAGCACAGUCUCAGAUGGCCGUUGCGCCAUUUUUCAGAGACCGCGCUGCCUCUUGGGCACCAGAACUCUCCUCUCCAAACUAUUCCACGCAUUCCUCUUACCAAUCCCAAAACCUGCCCCCGAUAAGACCCUUACUGGACUCUUUGGAGCGCAACUAUUCGCCUUCUUCCAAACCCACCACCACUAACUUUAACUCUAACGCCGAAUAUUUCUCUUCCCCUUUAAGCGGAGACACUAGUUACUCAAGCCCUCCAAUCUCUCCCGGCUAUAGUACUAUAGCCGAGGCACCCAAAGCAUAUGGCGCGAGCCCUGUCCACAACGGAGACAUGAAUUUCGUGACAACCCCUCCUGUGUCUGGUGCAUUUUCUUCUGUCGCCAUGAGUCCCUACUCGAACCCCCCAACUGCUGGCGAUCAGCCGGCCCACCAUCCAAUUAACCCGAUGGCAUUAAAUAACAUCGCACAUUUCUACAACUCUCAUGGGCACAAGUAUACGUAUCCCGGUGGCAUGCAGGUCAUGUAUCGCCCUCAAAACUCGGCAAGCACCGUCGAGCAGCAACAUCCACAGCAGUCGAAGUCCUCUGGUAAGGAGAACUAUUGCUCAAUCGACGUUUAA